AUCUAAAUGGAUUAAGAUACCCCAAAGGAAGAGAAUUAAGAUGAAUAAAUAUAAUAAAUUAAUGAAACUUAAAAUUCUUUAAAUUAGGCAGAGAUAGAAUAGAAAGAAUAAGCUGGAGAAUUAAAUUAGAUUUAAAAUCAAAAUGAUUAACCUCAAAUCAUUAGUGAAGAAAAAAAUAAUUAAGGUACAACUAAAAAUGAAAAUGAAAAUAAUGAAAACACUUUAAAUUAAGGAUCUUAAGAAUUGAAUGCAAACCAAACGAAUUAAUAGGAUUCCUCGACAUCAAAUUUUUAAGAUAGUAUUCACAAUUUAGCAGGAAUAAUAAAUAACAUUGAUAAUUAAGUAUUAUUAUAAAAGGAUCCUUUGGAAAGUCUUUGUGAUUUAUUAUAGAUUGCAAGAAAAAGUGAAUUUGAUGAUGUUACAGAUCCCCAUAGUUUGAAGGAAGUAAUUGAAUAAUUAUACUAAAAAAAAAGAUCUGAUUUAGAAAUUCUAAUUAAUCAUGUGAUGAAAAGUUAUGAUGAAUUAAAUUAAAAAGUUAAUUUAAAUUAACUAGAAAAAAUUAUGAGAAUUCUAAAAAGCAAAAAUAAAAGUAUUUAUAUUACAAAAGAUGGAAUUGGAGAUGAGGCUAUUUCGUGUUUGUGUAAUUAACAUGAUUCUGAAUAAUAAGAAUAAUAAUUAGAAAAUAAUGUAGAUAAAACUAUAGAGUAGGAAUAAUAGGAUUUGUAACAAUAAUAAGACUAAGAAAUUUUAUAAUAAAAUUUAGAACAGAAAGAAAAUAUCGAAAAUUUAAAUAAUAAUAACAAUAAUGAAAAUGUUAUAAAUAUUGAAAAUAAUUUAAAUGAUAAAAAUGAUAUAAACGAAUCAGAAAUAUCAAAAAAUAAAGAAGAAGUAUUAGAAUAAUAAAUAGAUUAAAAUGAAUAAAAAUUAGGAGAAUUACUUUAGAAAUAAUAAUAAGAAGUAGAAGAAUUUUAAUUAUAAAUAGAAUAAAAUAAAACAGCUCUUUAAAAUCAAGAAGAUGAAAUAGAUUAAAAAAUUUAAUAAGUUGAAUAAUAAGAUGAAUAAUAAUAAUUUACUUAAGAUUAGUUAGAAUAAAAUGUUGAAUCAUUAAAGAAUUCAAUUUAGAGAAGUAGAGAAUAAAUUGAAAAAUUAACAGAAUAAAGAGAUGCACUUCUUGUAAAAAGUAGAGAAUUGGCUCAAAAAUAAUAAGAAUUAAAAAUAUAAUAAUAAUAAAUCUUAAAAUAAUUAAAAUAAAAUGAAGAUGAAGAAGAAGAAGAUAAUAAACCUGUAUUAUUUUUAUUAUUAUUAUUUUAGAUUUCAUGUUAAGAUAUUUUUGGCAUCAUGACUUUAAAUACUUUAAACCUUAAUUAAUUAUAGAACUAUAAUGAUUAAAAAAAUAGUUUGGUUUUUAAGUUAAGUAAAAAUUAUACAGUAGAAAUAAAAAGUGAUGAUACUGAUCACAUUAGACAUUUAAAUGGAACUUCUAUUUUGAAAAUGAUGCCUUCGAUAAUUCUUACAAGACACAUAUUUCCGUUUUUAAGUGCUUUGGAAUUAUUUAAAAUUAGAUAAGUUUGCGGAUGGUUUAAAGAAUAGUAUAUAAAAAUAUAAAUAUAUUUAGAGUAAAGCAAGCAUGGCCAAUAGUAUUUAAGAGAGAAAUGUUUGAAUAAUUAUUAGCUAGAGAUUUAGCCAAAAAUAUAUACACAGUUUUAAAUUUACAAACUUUGAAAGGAACUCUAUUUUUUAAAGUUUAAAAUUUAAUUGAAGCUAUAAUCCAAGCAAUUUAGUGGGAGAAAGUAGAUGAAGCAUUAUAAUAAGAAUAAAUCGAUAUUAGUAUCUAUAGACCAUUGAUUGCCUUGUUGUCUUUAUUCAAUAAAUAAUAAACAAUUUAAUUUCCUUAUUAAAUAGAUGGAAUUUUUAAUAUAAGAGAAUUAGCAAAGGAAAUGAAAACCUAAGUAAUUCAAUAUAUUCAAACAACAUNUAUUAGAAUAAUAAAUAGAUUAAAAUGAAUAAAAAUUA
Messenger RNA from Paramecium sonneborni, 2013 nucleotides. The record is from the annotation of a GenBank genome assembly. Lineage: Eukaryota; Ciliophora; Oligohymenophorea; Peniculida; Parameciidae.